Leptosia nina is the source of this 4188-nucleotide messenger RNA. NCBI's taxonomy places the organism in Eukaryota, Metazoa, Arthropoda, Insecta, Lepidoptera, Pieridae. The record is from the annotation of a GenBank genome assembly.
AUGACCGGGAAAGCAUAUACCAUGAAGGAGAUGAAGGGAAUUGUAAAUUAUAUUGUGGAUCACAAAACCUAUGGUGAAAUAAGAGGGAGAAAAAUGUGGAUGGAUUAUGCAAAAUCUAAGGAAACAACAAGAACAUGGCAAAGUUUAAAGGAAACUUUCUUGAAAAGAAUAUUACCAGAUAUACACAAUCCUUAUUAUGGCUUACAACUGACUCAGAUAGCCAGCUUCAGACAGGGAUCCGAUGUUGAAGCAAAUAAUUCUAAUAAGCUAAAUGUUGAACCUGUUGAUAAGGGGCCAGGCUCACCUGCAACUUCUGGAGAAAACGGUCAUGACAGAAUUGAAAAGGAUGUCGAAAAUAACAAAGAUCAAAACAAAGAACAGAAUACAUCAGGUGAGGAUCCUAAUAUUGAUGAAUUAGAUAAUGUUAGAGCUUCCACAGAGACACACAUUCUAGACCCAUGUUAUGGAUCAGCAGAUGAUAUACGAAAAGACCUGGAACAAUCUGACCAGGAGAGAGCACUGGAUCCAAAAGGUGAAGCACCAGUAGCUACUGCUGUUGUGCCUAAUAACACAGUCAAAGUAAAUUCUUCUGAUGAAGAAAAUAUAGAUACACUCACUAAAGCUGUUCAAAAGGCAGCUGACCAACAACAAGAGAUUGCAAUUGAAUUGUCCGAUUCUGAAGAAAACCAAGUUAAACAAAAUGGACAAGCUGAUAACAUGGAAGCUAAAGCAGCACAGAAAGAGGAAACCAAUUUAAAUAUACCAACUGAAAAGGAAAAAGACAAAGAGAACUCAAUAAAUACAUCAAAAUCUAUUUUAAGCGGGAAUGAGGUGACAAGUGAAAAAAUUAAAUCAACCAAAAACAUUAAAGACACCCCAAACAAUUCCAACACUAUAGACACACAGCUUCCGAAUAACCCUGAGGAGCUUGACAAAAGUAAAGAAAAUAAUAAAGAAGUGGCUGAACCUAAAAGGAACAAGAAAAGGGCAGCAUCACAAGAAAUGAUAAUAAGUAAACGCAAGAAACUACUAAAUAAGCAAUCCGCAUCAGACACAGAUGCUAUUAAGCACAUAAGUAAGAAUGUUAUUCCCGAGGAUCCGUCUGAAAAGCAAGAUGAACCCAUAAGCCACGACGGGCAGGUUAUUAAUCUAGAAACAUUAUCAGACACAAAUGAAGCAAACGUUAGAACAAAUGAGCUGGAAGUCAUUCUGGAAAAGAAUCCCGAAAACCCAUAUUCGAAGAGUGUCAAGGUACAUGAAGAACAAUAUUCCUGUACUAUAAACAGUGAAUCUGAUAAUGUGGAAAUAACAAAAGAACCAAAAAAAACUGUUAAACCUAAAAAGCCUGUACCUAUACCUGUAACAAGUAUCUCAAACCUAUCCAGUACCACAGACAAUCCUGGUGAAAAUAUACCCAAGCUAGGGAUUGUUAGAAAGAAGCAACGUGAUAACGCUUUGGGACAUGCCUUUGGAUUUUCAACUGGUGAAGUGUCCAGAAAUAAUAAGAGGAGACACAGCUACACUAAAAAGCGAGUUUUACACCCAACCUUAAAUAUUUCAUCAGAUACAAGUGACGCGAGUUCAAUGAGUGAUUCCGAUUUUAUAUCUCCCCCCCGAGGCAAGAAGCACAAAGGCCAUACAAAAUAUGUGAAACCGAAGUCUCUUCGCAUGCGUACCCUAGACGAGGACGGCGGAUUAUUCGUGAUGCAGGGAAAAAGAAUUUUUCCAUUUGUAACGGACGGAAAAAACCUGAAAAAAUUCCUCAGUUACGAGCCAGAUGAUUCAGACGAAGAGUCAUAUUGGAAGUUGAAGUAUAUUGAAGAAAAGAAGAGGGGCGAUGAAUUGGCUAAGUUAUUGGAAAAAGCUACAAAUUCGAGGCCUGAAAAAAAUACCCUUCUCGAAGCAACUACAACUGCAGACGUGGAAGUUCCAAAAGAGAAGACAAAGAAUGUAAACGAAAGAGUUAAGACAAGUGCAGAUGCACCAGAAGCAGACGCACCCAAAUCGAAAGACACGACACUCAAGAUUAAGAUCGUCAAAAAUAAUGAGGAAGUGCAACUCGAGGGAAAUUGGUCCCAAAUAAACCCAGCGUUGGAACAAAUCGUCCAACUUAUAGACAAGUCGAGAGCUGACACCAACCGCAAACCUAGCUGCUCCGAUGUUCGUAGUGGGGUCUCAACGCCAGAUGCUAGCACAAUAAGAAGAGUAAAUGAAAUAGAGAAUGAGAUAUUUAAGGAGAUAGAAGAGAUAGAGAAAGUGCAAAUCGGCAACGAUAACAACGAUGCCCGGGAAGACCAGGAAAUUGCUAGAAAACGAGGCAGGCCCCCGUUGAAAAAGACCGCGAUGCCAAUAAAAACGAACGCUUCAGCGAAUGACGAAGACAAAAGAGUUGAUAAAUUGGAAGUUCCAACAAGACGAAGCACUCGGACCCCUAAAUCGGACACUAGUGAAAUAUCCAAUAAAAAUUCACCCGAGACAAAGAAAAGACUCACAAAAAACGUCGAAAACACAGACAAUUCUGAUGCUUACGAGAUUCGUUACAAGUUUCCAUCUCCGCCUAAAGAAACGACGCGCAGGCGUGCACCGCCGCGUGCAAGAUAGCCCUCAAAUUAUAUAAGUCAAACUAUACUCGUACCUAGCAUCACCGAAGAUCUAUCUAGCGAUAACAGCGUCUCAUAUCUAACUAUACCUUUACAAACUAAAACUUUCACUAACUCCAGCAUCAACAGUAACGUAUACAGGACUGAGUCCUAUCAGCUGCUAAUGCAAAAAAAAGACGCGCCGAACUAUUUACAGAAAAUAGAUGAACUCCGCCACUCGAGCGAGCAAUAUCAGUAUAAAAAAACCGAUAACAUUGAAAAUAAUAACGCCGCUGAUCAAAUCAACUUCGAGAAUUACAGCGCGGAUGUAUCCGAACCGUCCCAACCCACGUCGCCUGUUCUAUCCAUAGUGGAAAACGUAUCAAUCAACAAGAGUUUAAUAAGCAAUCUCAGUAGGAAUGACAUAGACGAGCCGAAAGACCCUGUUACCCUUAACCAUCUAAUGUCCCAAGGGGACUGCGCUCCACUUAUGGAGAGCGAUUACAGUGUGAGGAAAAGGGGGGUAGAUGGCACAAAACAUCAUUACAAUCUACAGGAACCUUCGGUGUCCGACUCGUUCCUCAGCAAGAUGUGUUCUGUUAAACUCGAAGAUAUAUCGCAAUCGUUAAAUUCGAAAAUUCAAAAUCUAUACAUAGAGAGCGCUAAAAAGUAUGCAAAGACAAAAACCAAGAAAACAUACGAGAGAAAAACAAGCGCAGAAAAACAGAAGGGACAAGGGAAGGGCAAGAAAACAACGUCGACGCCGCGCAAGCCAAAAGCUACUAAAACAAAAUGCAAGCCUUCCAUUUUCGAUCCGUGCCUUGAAGAACACACCGAAUCCUGCUCUCAAGGUAGGAGAUCUUGUCCGCCGCGGAUUUGCUCCGCUCAGGAUCAGCAAACAGAACCAGCUAAACCGACAGCCAGUAAAGAGAAACCUCCAUCCAGCAAGAGCAAAGUUAGAGUACAAAAGAAUAUAAUCAAAGUUAAAAUAACAAAACCUUAUAAAAAGAUUACUGAUGAGCCAGUAAAUGAGACGAACAAUGCGGAGUCGGGGAUAUUCCUUCAGACGAACGAUUCUGUGGAUCUCAUACACAACCACUCUUGUACGUGCGUCUCGGCUCACGAUUGUUUGGAUGACAGCGUUCAAAUAAUGGAUCCACCUCAACCGGCUGUCAUAACCCUCGACACGCAGAGUCCAAAACCUGAGCGAGUGCGUCAACGGUUCGUUAACGACGAGGUCGAUGUAGAACUUAUGGAUCAUGAUGCUCGUGAUGGCUCCGAAGUGGAUUCAGCCAUAGAUUACAUGAACUCCAGAAAGACCACGUCGACCCUGAGUUCGAAUAUUAACACAGCAUCACCGAAUAGCCUCAUCACCGAAGAUUUAUCACCGCACAGUACACCGAGCAACUGGUAUUUAGUGUCCGAAGAGGAGUCCACCAAUUUCAUGGAGUUUGACAGGAUUCAGACUCAAAAUGUGUACAGCUCGAAUUUGGAACCACUGUUCCCCGUCACCUGUGCUGUGCCGAAUCUCUCGACGAUAACAGAGAUCUCCAGAGAUGCUGAUACGAACUCGAAAAACAAUGAUAUUAAUCGACCCACUAAUCCAUGA